AUGCAAACUACCCUGAUACACGGCGACGACGGCUAUCGUCCCACAUCAGCCGUCGCACCCGAGAUCAGCGUUAGCACCACUUUCCGCCAUCCUGAGCCGAGGGAGGACGACGAACCAGGCCACCCGGUGGAUUACGACCCUGCGAACCCGACGAGGCAUGUCUAUUCCCGCUAUACCCAGGGGGUCAGUACGAGGGUCGAGAAGCUGCUUGGGCAGAUAUGCCAAGGGCAUGCGGUCACCUACGCUUCGGGUCUCGCUGCGGGGUACGCUGCUCUGGUGCAUUAUAAGCCUAAGCGCAUCGCCAUCCGUGGAGGAUACCACGGGUUCCACAUGUCCAUCAGCGUGUACCAGUCCUCGAACUCCUCUGUAGAGCUCAUAGAUCUGGACGACCCUUACAUGCCCGGUGAUCUCGUAUGGGUCGAGUCCCCCCUUAACCCGACGGGGGAAGUCCGCAACCUGAAGCACUACGCGGACCGUGCGCAUGCCGCAGGCUGCAAGCUCGUGGUGGACAGCACAUUUGCUCCUCCUCCUUUGCAGAACCCCUUUGCUCAAGGUGCAGACUGCGUCAUGCAUUCCGGGACAAAGUACUUCGGCGGUCACUCGGACUUGCUCUGCGGUGUGCUGGUAGUGCAGAGCCAGGAGGAGUGGAUGGAGCUCUGGCAGGAUAGGACGUUCCUGGGUAGCAUGAUGGGUUCGCUGGAAUCGUGGCUUCUUCUCCGGUCGCUGAGGACGCUUCCUAUCCGGGUGGCAAAACAGAGUCGGACUGCGACGGAACUUGCCAAGUGGUUGGACAGGAUUGCCCAUACACCAAAGGGAGAGACGUGGGAUUGCGUGCCUGGGGGAGUCAUCGAACAGGUGUGGCACUCGAGCUUGCAGAAGGAAUCUGGAGAGGCCUGGUUCAAGGAUCAGAUGAAGGGGGGAAGCGCUUGUUUUGCCAUGCAUUUGCACGAUCCCAAGCAUGCGAACAAGCUGCCAAACUUGCUCGAAUACUUCGUCAGCGCCACAAGCCUAGGCGGCGUCGAGUCCCUCAUCGAGCAGCGUGUCAUCUCUGACCCCGGGGCGAAUCCCAAACUGUGCAGACUCUCGAUUGGCCUCGAAGACCUCGAGGAUCUCAAGGCGGACUUUAGGCAGGCGUUUGGGAAGCUUCUUAGACCAGCGAAGCUGUAG
Messenger RNA from Dacryopinax primogenitus, 1167 nucleotides. RefSeq names its product cystathionine gamma-synthase. Gene Ontology annotation, molecular function: carbon-sulfur lyase activity; pyridoxal phosphate binding. Gene Ontology annotation, biological process: transsulfuration. Gene Ontology annotation, cellular component: cytoplasm. The coding region runs from base 1 to 1167 and encodes 388 amino acids. The record is from RefSeq and is a predicted model, not a curated record. The transcript is spliced from 5 exons. Lineage: Eukaryota; Fungi; Basidiomycota; Dacrymycetes; Dacrymycetales; Dacrymycetaceae.